Debaryomyces tyrocola is the source of this 936-nucleotide messenger RNA. NCBI's taxonomy places the organism in Eukaryota, Fungi, Ascomycota, Pichiomycetes, Serinales, Debaryomycetaceae. The record is from the annotation of a GenBank genome assembly.
AUGGACGUAAUUAAAACGCAGAACAGAAAUUUUUCAGAAGGCCCAUCGAAGUCAUUGGUUGGAGUCUUCUUGGGAGGAACGAAUGGGAUUGGUGAGGCAGCAAUGUUGGGAUUCGUUAAAGCAGUAGCUGAACCAGUAAUAUUUUUUAGUGGUAGGUCUGGUAAGGAUGAAGUAAAAACUAACAUUAUAGAUGAGAAAAUCAAAAAAAUAAAUCCUAAAGCUGAAGUUUUUUACUUUCAGCAUGAUCUAACUUUGCUAAAUGAAGUAGUCAAACUUUCUAAUGAAAUUAAAAAUAGCAAGAUAAAGAAAGUCAAUUACCUUCAUUUAUCACAAGGAUAUUUAGGCGCCAAACUUGACUUAACUAGCGAAGGCUUGGAUAAGAGGAUGGUAUUGUAUUAUUAUGGCCGGUUUAAGAUGACUUAUAAUCUCAUACCUUUGUUGCAGAAUGGAUAUGAUCAAGAUCAAAUUGCUUCAGUAAUUAAUGUAUUAGGUGCGGGGAAUGAAGGUUUCAAAUACCCUGAAGAUAUUGGAUUAGAUGAACCAGAGCAUUUCGGAUUCAUGUCGUCCAACUCACAUUCUAUUACUUUAAACUCAUUGGCCACCCUUAAAUUUGCAAAUAUUCAUCCAGAUAUUAGAUUUAAUCAUAUAAACCCAGGACUUGUAAACUCUGGAAGCAAGCCAUACCUUCCAUGGUAUACAAGGUAUUUGGUGGAGUUCGCACUUCACUUCUUUGGUAUCACUAUAAGUGAUAUCUCAGAAAGACUUGUCAAUAUUGCCUUGCUCAAGAAAACAUCCUCUAAUGGUCAGUUGAUUGACAUUAAAGAACAACCUGUGUCUACUAAAAAUAUUGAAAACCAGACUUUAUCGAAGAAAGCACAAGAACAAGCCUGGCAUUUUACUUUAAAUAAGAUUUCUGCGGUGACAAAUUUACAAUAG